Messenger RNA from Paralichthys olivaceus (Japanese flounder), 2846 nucleotides. RefSeq names its product complement component 1, q subcomponent-like 1-like 2 (gene c1ql1l2). NCBI's taxonomy places the organism in Eukaryota, Metazoa, Chordata, Actinopteri, Pleuronectiformes, Paralichthyidae. Gene Ontology annotation, molecular function: protein binding. The record is from RefSeq and is a predicted model, not a curated record.
CUCUCUCUCUCUCUCCCUCUCCCUCCCUCUGUCUCUCACUCCAUUCCUCUGGGCUCUGCAUCCUUCUUGCUUCUUCUUCUCACAAGUCAGAUUGUGUUUGUAAGUACACGCUGAAUGUCUCUCUCUGUAUGCUUGGGCUUUCUUAAGUCUUUUUGUAUGUGUGAGUGACUGGUUGCUUAGUUAAGUGUGACUGAGCAGAGCAGUGAGGUGUAUCAAGUGUAUGUGGGUCUCUGUCUCACCCUCACACACUCGCCGCUCCUCCUGCAACUCUUCUCGGGAUCUCUGGGUCCCUCUCCUCGGUGACAGGCUCCUCACACUAAGCAGUCACCAUUUCAGCUCCCGGGAGACCCACGCUGGCAGCGCAGCCCCUUCCCCGACUCAGCAUCGGGAGGAAGACCCUGGUGGCGGCUGCCGUAGGGGUUAUGCUGGUCCUGGUGCUGGUGGUCCUCAUCCCUGUGCUCGUUAGCUCAGUGGGUACAGAUGCCAGCCACUAUGAGAUGCUGGGCACCUGUCGCAUGGUGUGCGACCCCUACCUCAACAAGGGCACUCCGGCCAGCAGCACCAGUUCCACCAGUCUCCAGGCUGAGGCUGAGGCGUUGAGCGACCACAGCAACGUGCUCCCACCCUCCACCUUACUGCAGGGCCCACAGGGGAAGCCUGGUAGGCCAGGCAAGCCCGGACCACCUGGACCGCCGGGGGAACCAGGCCCACCAGGACCAGCUGGGCCUCCUGGUGACAGAGGGGAUCAGGGAAGGACUGGGAUUUUGGGUCUGGGGGGAAAUGGAGCUAUCAGCACAGCCACCUACAGCACAGUGCCUCGGGUGGCCUUCUACGCAGGGCUUAAGAACCCCCAUGAAGGCUAUGAGAUCCUCAAGUUUGACGACGUGGUCACCAACCUCGGCAACAAUUUUGAUGGCAUUUCGGGCAAGUUCAUCUGCAGCAUACCGGGCACUUACUUCUUCAUCUACCAUGUGCUGAUGAGAGGAGGGGAUGGCACCAGCAUGUGGGCAGACCUCUGCAAGAAUGGCCAGGUUCGUGCCAGCGCCAUCGCCCAAGACGCUGACCAGAACUACGACUACGCCUCCAACAGCGUCAUCCUCCAUCUGGACGCAGGCGAUGAGGUUUAUAUCAAACUGGACGGAGGAAAAGCCCAUGGAGGCAACAACAACAAGUACAGCACCUUCUCUGGCUUCAUCCUUUACGCAGACUGAAGGCACACAGACACAGAAACAGUUCGGGCCGGAAGAAAUUGAGAGAAAGAGUUGUACGACUGGGGGGGUGUGGGUGUGUGUUAAAAGCCGGAAUCCUUUCUAGUUUUCCUAAUUCUCUCCAUCAUCACGGACACCUCUGCUUCGUAUCCAUCAAGCCACGGCAUCCAGGCUCUGUAGCCGAGCCUGGAUGCAAAGCUCCCGAGGACACACUGAGAGGGGACGGGCCGGCGGCAUGGGAGGAGUGGGACGUGGAGAGGAAGUGGGCUGGUUUUUCUGCGCUCCUCGACAUAAUGCCGACGUGUCAGAACCUCCUUGCUUUCAUAGUCUCUCCUCUUCAGCCCUGCUCCAUUGCACAGAAAUAUCAACAACAAAAAUGAAAACCCUGCAAAAUGGAUGAUCUCACCUCUUCUUUCCACAGCGGCAACAGUCGGCUGUACUGUCAGUGGACUCCAUUGACUGAAACUUGUAGUGUUGUUCCGUGUAAUAUUCCUUCGAUUGUGUUUUUAUUUUGUAGACAAGCAUAAUACUCUACACAAAUGAGAUUUAAAAAAUAGAAUAUAUUUGUCCAGUGUGAAGAUAUCUUGUUAGUCUGAGAGAAUGGGUUCGUGAGAUGUUCUAUGUGAUGCAGCUCUGAGAUGUAACUGCUGGAAACAAAAUCUUUAACUCAAGACUGUCAGUAUUACAUGGCAGUGGGUGUUUGUCUCCAUCACUGGCUAUAGCAAAGUUAUUAUAUAUAUUGUUCAUGUGGAGAAUAACAAUAUAUUCUGCACUCUACCUUUUAAUGUAUCUGACAACAGAAGCCUCUCAUCUAGACAAUAGCCUUUCUGUAAACCACCUCACACAUUUCACAAACACACAAUGUCCUGCUGCUGUUUGGAUUACAAGUAGAGUUCAAAUCGUGUCUUCGAUGUUCUAGCUGUAGUCACGUAGAUACUCUACACGGCACAACCAGCAAAAAUCAGAGUUCAGAUUCUAAGGCAACCAAGUUUAAGAGCGCCUGUUCUUUCUUUCUCCCUGCUGCGUGUCUGCGGUUCAAGAGAAGAGAAAUAAAAAUCUGGCUUCUGAAGCGAGGAGGGGGCGAGGGAGAGAAAGUCACAAAGACUGAGAGAUUAAGAGCCAGAAGUGAGCAAGACGGUGGGGAGGUAGACAGGGCAUUCAGGCACAGUAACAGUGAGUGGGCAAUUUUUUCUGUUUCAGUGUCUCUGAGCUUCAUUGGAUGUCAUCCAUUCAUUAGCUGCAUAUUCACUGACACACAGGAAUUAUGGUAAUAUUUACUCAACAUGGCGGCCUGACAGCUUGCUAGAGAAUGAAACUGAUUGGGUGAGUGACUUGGCCUAUUAUGACUGCACGUUUGUGUGUGUUGAGCGUGAGGGCGUGUGUGCGCACGCAUGUGCGUGUUUGCACGUGUGAGUAUGUAUGUAUCUGUGCAUACCAGUGGGUGUCUGCAUUUUAGCAUGUGCCGUGCCAUAGCUACAUUGUUCUUUUCAGAGUUAUUAUGUGCUACAGCCAAUGACAGAUAUUUUACUCAGCAGCCAAUGAGAUUGUGCUCUGUAGGGUGGGGAGGCUCUAUAAAUGAAAUCUAUGACAUGUUUGUCUAUCUUAUCUUUUGGAAUUGUUGAAUACAUUUAAAUAAUA